Messenger RNA from Scomber japonicus (chub mackerel), 6651 nucleotides. It is a transcript of the gene agla, whose product is annotated as amylo-alpha-1, 6-glucosidase, 4-alpha-glucanotransferase a. The record is from RefSeq and is a predicted model, not a curated record. The transcript has 35 exons. The coding region runs from base 87 to 4697 and encodes 1536 amino acids. Gene Ontology annotation, molecular function: 4-alpha-glucanotransferase activity; amylo-alpha-1,6-glucosidase activity. Lineage: Eukaryota; Metazoa; Chordata; Actinopteri; Scombriformes; Scombridae. Gene Ontology annotation, biological process: glycogen biosynthetic process; glycogen catabolic process.
AGCCGUCAGCCGUCACUCUGUUCUCCUGCUGCUGCUCGGACCAGAGACACAACUAACAGGAGAUCAGGGGUCAGCCAACCUUCGAGAUGUUGCCUCAACACAUGAAGCAGAUCCGAGUCCUGGUGCUCAACGACAAGGAGAAUUUAGAGCGGACUCUGUUCAGGCUUGAUCAAGGGUUGGAGCUCUACUUCCAGCUUGGUCCCAGUCUUCAGGGGAGGAACGUUACAGUAUACACAAACUACCCACCAGAAGGACAGCCAUUUCACCGGAAGAACUACCGCGUUUUGAAGUGGAACAACCCAACAGGAAGAGAGGAUGACUCUGAUAAGUUCUGCACUCUGGAACUCAAAGUAGCCGGGUCCUAUCAGUACUACUUUUCUCAUGGGAUCUCAGAUCGGUCAGGAGGAGGCUACUUUGUCGUCAACCCGCUCCUUCACGUCGGACCAGAAAACCACGUCCUUCCACUAGACUGCAUCACCAUCGAGACCUACCUGUCCAAAUGUCUGGGACACCUGAAUGACUGGCCAGAUAGAUUAAGAGUGUCCAAGGAGUCAGGAUACAAUGUGAUCCACUUAACACCCCUACAGACUCUAGGAGAGUCCAGGUCUUGCUACUCCUUGGCUGACCAGCUGACCUAUAGCCCAGAGUUCAGUCCAGAAGGUCAGAACUACGGCUGGGCUGACGUAGGGGGGCUGGUGGAGAAGAUGCGGAGGGACUGGAACAUGCUGUGUAUCACUGAUGUGGUGUAUAAUCAUACUGCGGCUAACAGUGGCUGGAUCAGAAAACAUCCUGAGUGUGGUUACAACCUGAUGAACUCUCCUCACCUGCGUCCAGCCUGGGUCUUAGACAGAGCUAUCUGGCAUUUAACUACCAGAGUGGCAGACGGACGCUACACAUCUAAAGGACUUCCUCCUAAUAUUACCAACGAUAGCCAUCUUAAUGCCAUCCGCAGUGUGUUGUGGCAGGAUGUGUAUCCAGAGAUCAAACUGUGGGAGUUCUUCCAGAUCAAGGUGGACACUGCAGUAAAUCGUUUCAGGACCCUCCUACAGGACGGUACCAAGGCAGACCAUAGUAAGACUGGACGGAAGAAGGGUCUGAAGAUCAUCCAGGACCCAAAAUACCAUCGUUUUGGUAACACAGUGGACAUGGACUCUGCUCUGGAGACAUUUGUACCCCACAGCGCAUCUCCACAGCACAUAGAGGACUGCUGCGGCUGGCUCAAACAGAAGCUGGACGAGCUGAAUGAAGAACAAUACCACAUCGUGCACCAGCAUCAGGAGCAGGCUGCCAACUGUGUGGUGGGAAAUGUAGUAUAUGAGCGUAUGGCUGACCACGGCCCCAAACUGGGACCUAUUAACAGGAAGAACCCUCUGGUUACCAGGUAUUUCACCUUCCCAUUCCCUGAGAUGACUCUGGCUCAGGAGAUGGUGCUGAUGGACCAGCCGGACAAGUGUUGUCACUUCCUGGCUCACAAUGGCUGGGUGAUGGGUGACGACCCGCUACGCAACUUUGCCGAGCCAGGUUCCAACGUGUACAUCCGUCGUGAGCUCAUCUGCUGGGGCGACAGCGUCAAACUCCGCUACGGCAAAGGACCUGAGGACUGCCCCUACCUGUGGGCCCACAUGCAGAAAUACACUGAGAUCACAGCCAAAUAUUUCCAUGGCGUCAGACUGGACAACUGCCACUCUACACCCUUACAUGUAGCUGAGUACAUGCUGGACGUGGCCAGAGCAGUGAAUCCUAACCUGUAUGUGGUGGCUGAGCUAUUCACCGGCAGCGAGGAGCUGGAUAAUAUCUUCGUUACCAGGCUAGGGAUUUCAUCACUGAUAAGAGAGGCCAUGUCAGCUGGUGACAGCCAUGAGGAGGGUCGCUUGGUCUAUCGUUACGGAGGAGAGCCAGUAGGAGCCAUGGUUCAGCCCAGUCUCCGCCCACUGACGUCCUGCAUCGCCCACGCCAUGUUCCUCGACGUAACCCAUGACAACGAGUGUCCCAUACAGUUGCGUUCAGCUCUGGACUCUCUGCCCAGCUCUGCUAUUGUCUCUAUGGCCUGCUGUGCUACUGGCUCCACCAGAGGAUAUGAUGAAUUAGUACCACAUCAGAUAUCUGUGGUGAAGGAGGAGCGUUUUUACCCCAAGUGGAACCCCGCUGCAUCCCACUCCUCUGCUGGCGAGGUCGGACCUCAUACCGGCAUCAUCGCUGGGAAACUGGCACUCAACAAGCUGCACCAGGAACUGGCUUCACAUGGAUUCAUGCAGGUGUAUGUAGACCAGGUGGAUUCAGAUAUAGUCGCAGUUACUCGUCACUGUCCCAACACCCACCAGUCUGUGGUGUCAGUGUGUAGGACGGCCUUCUGGAACCCCAAACACCACGAGUACGGCACCAGCGUCCCACCCAUGUUCAUCCCUGGGAAGAUAGAGGAGGUGGUGUUGGAGGCGAGGACAGUGGAAAGGCAUGCUGGAAGCUACAAGAAGGACGGCAAAUUCAUCAACGGCAUGCCAGAAUAUACAGUGGAGAUUAAAGAGCACAUACCGUUAGAGGAGAGUACAGUGGUGAAGCAGUCUGGGGUGACGUCUAAAGGUCGAUCAGAGUUCGUGCAAGAAAUCUGCUUCCAGAAGUUAACACCUGGCAGCGUCAUCGCCUUCAGGGUCAGUUUGGACCCCAAAGCCCAGAAGUUGGUGGGGAUGCUGAGGUAUUAUCUGUCCCAGUUCAGCCCCAAAUACAAAAGAGGUAGUGUAGCAGAUGAGAACCCACCAGAGGCUCUGCAGAAACCACUGGCACAGCUGAUGUCCACGCUGUCUCUGGCAGACCUGAACAUCCUGCUGUUCCGCUGUGACUCAGAGGAACAGGAGGAUGGUGGAGGCUGUUACGGCAUCCCAGGAUGGGAGACCUUAAAAUAUGCUGGACUACAAGGUCUCAUAUCAGUGCUGGCUGAUAUCCGUCCUCACAAUGACCUGGGCCAUCCUGUGUGUGAUAACCUCAGGCAAGGAGACUGGCUGAUAGACUUUGUCUCUAAUAGGCUGAUCCACAGAGGAGGACCACUGGCGGCGGUGGGUCAGUGGUUGGCAGCCAUGUUUCACUACCUGAAACACAUGCCACGUUACCUCAUCCCCUGUUACUUUGACGCCAUCCUGGUAUCAACCUACACCACGGCUCUGGAUGCGUCUUAUAAACACAUGUCCAAUUUCGUCCAGAAAGGCUCCACCUUCGUACGUCACCUGGCGUUGGGUUCAGUCCAGAUGUGCGGCAUCGGACGCUGCGCCGCCCUGCCUCCCGUCUCCGCGAAACUCGACGACGUCCCCUAUCGCAUCAGUCCAAUCACAAACCAGAAGGAGCAGUGCUGCGUCUCAUUGUCUGCAGGUCUUCCUCAUUUCUCUGCUGGGAUUUUCCGUUGCUGGGGCAGAGACACUUUCAUCGCUCUCAGAGGACUGAUGCUGCUCACUGGAAGACAUAUUGAGGCCCGUAACAUCAUCCUGGCCUUUGCGGGGACCUUGCGUCACGGUUUGAUCCCCAACCUGCUGGGUGAGGGUCGCUGUGCCAGAUACAACUGCCGUGAUGCCGUGUGGUGGUGGCUGCAGUGCAUCCAGGACUACGCUACCCACGUUCCCCAAGGCCAUGAAAUCCUCCGCUGCCCUGUCACACGCAUGUACCCGAAUGAUGACUGUGAGCCCUGCAAACCUGGAGAGGUGGAGCAGCCUCUGCACGAUGUAAUUCAGGAGGCUCUGCAGCGCCACCUAGAGGGGAUUUCCUACAGAGAGAGAAACGCUGGACCCAAGAUAGACAUGCACAUGAGAGAUGAAGGGUUCAACGUGGCCGUUAAGGUGGAUCCAGUGACCGGCUUUGUCAGCGGAGGAAACCGGUUUAACUGUGGCACCUGGAUGGAUAAAAUGGGAGAAAGUGACAGAGCCAGGAACAAAGGCAUGCCUGCUACUCCCAGAGAUGGGGCACCAGUGGAGAUAGUUGGUCUCAGUAAGUCAACUGUCCGCUGGGUUGUGGAUCUCCAUGGCAAAGGACUGUUCCCUUACAAGGGAGCUAAAGUACACAGAGAUGGUAAAGAAGUGUUUAUCCCGUACACCCAGUGGAACGAUCAGCUCCAGCUGUCCUUCGAAGCAGGUUUCUGGGUGUCUGGGGAAGAAGGCGACCCCAACGAGAAGCACCCUGACCUGGUUCAUAAAAAAGGGAUCUAUAAGGACAGCUAUGGAGCCUCCAGCCCCUGGUGCGACUACCAACUGAGACCUAACUUCACUAUCGCCAUGGUAGUGGCUCCAGAGCUGUUCACAGUAGAGAGAGCCUGGCACGCUCUGGAGGUGGCUGAGAAGAAACUACUGGGACCACUGGGAAUGAAAACACUUGAUCCUGAUGACAUGGUGUACUGUGGUGUCUAUGACAACGCACUGGACAACGACAACUACAACGUGGCGAGAGGCUUCAACUACCACCAGGGACCGGAGUGGCUUUGGCCUGUAGGUUACUUUUUGCGUGCUAAACUGUACUUCGCCAAGAAGAUGGGUAAAGAAACCUACACCAAGACUGUCACCCUGGUCAAAAAUGUUCUGUCACGACAUUACACCCACCUGGAGAGGUCUCCAUGGAAGGGUCUGCCAGAGCUGACCAAUGAGAAUGGCCAGUACUGCCCGUUCAGCUGUGAGACCCAGGCCUGGUCUGUGGCCACCGUGCUGGAGGUCCUCUACGAUCUCUAGAUGACCGUGACACGCCUGCCUCCCUGUCUUGCUAAUAUUGUACUUCCUGUUGUAGCCAUGAGAGAGAGAAAGAAGCUCAAUUCCAGAGCUUGAAGAUGCAGGUAGCCUCAGUCUAGACUCCCAACACACACACACACACACACACACACACACACACACACACAAACACACAAACACACACACACACAAGCCUGUCAUCAUCCUGAGAGGUUACUAUGCUGCAUUUAAGUCCCGUGGGAAAAAACUAAAAUGUUCAAGUUUGCAUGUUAAGGAUACCAUGAUGGAAUUAAUGUAACUUUAACAGUGUUAGCCAUUUUAAUACUUGACCAUUAAAUAACUAAUUAGCAAAUAACUCAGUAUCAAUAUCUGUUCUUGGUCUAUUUAAACCUAGGGUUACUUAGCACUCUUCUAAAGUAGUAAUAUAUUAGUAUUUAUUGCUGAAAGCUAAAGAGAACUGUAUUUAUUUAGGAACCUCAAAUUUCCCAUGUGACCUAAAUGCAGCAUUUUUCCAGCUUGAGCCAUUACUUCAAAUUUACACCAACUCCUGAGCUGAUUUAGUGUCAGUGCUCAUUUUUUUAAAAAGUGGAACUUGAUAGAUUUUUAAACACAUUUUAAAGCACCUUGACCUCACAACCAGCAGCCUAACUAAAAGGGUCAAAAAAAGAGAAGAAAAUAUUUCUUAUUGAAUUAAAAUAACCUGCCACAGUCUGCAUUUACUGCUUGAAUCCUACCUCCUAACUGUCACAGCUCUGUCCUCAUGUCACUCGUGUCUCAACAUAAGGUCAACACACACUUACUCCAUAUUUUCUGCUGUUGAAGUAUCAGUCUUUUCCUUGGUAUUGUCACUAUAUAGAGAUUCUUGAACUAACAAAGAUUUUACACAGUCGACACAUAUGUGAUAGCAACAUACAUGUUACAAGCCUAAUUGUUGUCAUAAGAAGUCAACAGUUCAGAUUCAGUUUACUGGACACACAUGACACAACUGUGCGAUUUUAGAAUUCAUUUAGAAUAACCUCCUGCAAAAAAUAGUCUUCCAGGUGUUUCUCUGUUUUCCCCACAAGCCUUAUAAUGUACUUUAAUGUUUCUAUCAUGUGCUCUGUCAUCAUUAAUCAAGCUGUGUAGUAUCAUUAAACUAAAAGAAGCUGUUUAGUGCAUGAAGGUUGUUCUCCAAGUGCCAUGAAGCAGAACACUUCCAGUGCUUUGUGUUUUUAAGUGUCUGUAGAUCUCUGCUGGUGACCUUCCACUGUCUUAUAGUGAAAUAAUAGAACAGGUGAAAUAUUGUGUACCAGCUAACAGAAGUCACUGUGAUGUAUUGAACUUGUAUCACUUCCCACUUCCUGUGUCAGACACACACUGCUGAUAACAUCGUAACACAUCAUGUGGUCACUUUGAAGUCUUGUUUCUGUAACUUAAGGACGUAAAACAUUGAUGUGCUUUCAAUACUUGAUAUCCAACUGAAGCUGAGGUACGGUUACUUUGCUGAAAAGUUCAAAUAAGACAGCAGAGCAGAGCAGUUGUCUGUUUUUAGAUGUAGCACUUUCAGUUUUCUACUUUUCAACAAUGUGGUUUACUGAUAGCCAGCAGAGCCAGUGAAGAAGCAACAUGUCCCUGUCUCAAAGGAUGACUAUAUUAUGAGGUUAGAUGACACUUUAUGUAUCUUUUAACAGAGAGAUACAUGAAGUGAUAUGACAGAACAGUGCAAUGUCUGUGAGCUGAAACCAUAAUGUUAGUUUUUAGUUUAACAGUAUAAAAGGUUUUACUGGAUAGAUACUGGACACUUAAACGGUGUAGCCUCAUGACCCCCCACCUCACUGUGACAUGCAUACUCUAGCCUAUGUGUGCCUGCCUUUACAUCAGUCUGUCUGUUGUCUGUAAUGUUGUUGUUCACUCUGUUUGAUUGGUGUAACUAUUGCCAUGGACAGAGCAAUGCUAAAUAAACUGUUACCUGACUUGA